AUGUUCGAGACGCGCCACGCCCAGAAUCGCUACCAUCUACGACUCCAUCGGGCAAGGUCUGUGAUCCUCACACCUCAGGAACUGGUCGAGAUCCGGGCAGCACAACGAACCUUCGAAGGAGCUUACAUCCGAACGAGUCUGAGUCAGUUCAGCUUCGCCUUGGUCGUGCUCAAGAUCUUCACCAGCGAGUUCUAUAGUAUAGGCGCGCUGUUUGCUGUCUAUGGCGCGGGCGUGCUUGGAGUGAGCGCUUUCCGGCGUAUGCAGUCUAACAGGCAAUUCUUCACGGAGAUGGGCGAUGAUGGGACGAGCAGGAAACGCUUCAGGACUAGUGGUAAUGUCGUUGUAGUCCUCACCAGUCUCAGCAUUGCUGCCUAUGUCACCCUCCUGGUGCUGACGUUAAGACUUGGAGAUUGA
Fulvia fulva is the source of this 414-nucleotide messenger RNA. RefSeq lists its product as uncharacterized. NCBI's taxonomy places the organism in Eukaryota, Fungi, Ascomycota, Dothideomycetes, Mycosphaerellales, Mycosphaerellaceae. The record is from RefSeq and is a predicted model, not a curated record. Bases 1 to 414 code for a protein of 137 amino acids. The transcript has 3 exons.